AUGGCGGCGGCGGGCGGCGGCGGCGGGGGAAACGUGGGCCCGGGCCCACCCCCGGGAACCCCUCCGGGCGAGGAGGCGGCCGUCGCGGCGGCCCCCCCGGACCGUCCCGCUGCCCCCGCCGGACCCGAGCCGCGGAGGAAGCGCAGGCGAGUGCCGGGCCGCAGCCCCCCGGCAGGGUCCGGCUGGAGCCCGUCCAGCCGCUCCCGGAGGCGCCUCCCGCAGCCUCACUCGCCCCCGGCCCCGGCCCCUUCCCGGCCCCACUGCUCCCCUGUCCCUUCCAUCAACCUGAGCGGCUGCAAGUACGAGAGUGUGCGGCGGGCGGCGCAGCACUGCGGGCUGAAGGAAGCGGGAGAAAACGAGGAGUGGACGGUGUACUGGACGGACAGCUCGGUCACUUUGGAGCGCCUCAUGGAAAUGAAGCGCUUCCAGAAAAUCAACCACUUCCCAGGCAUGAUUGAGCUGUGCCGCAAGGACCUGCUGGCUCGCAACCUGAACCGCAUGCUCCGCCUCUUCCCCAAGGAGUACAACAUCUUCCCCCGCACGUGGUGCCUGCCAGCCGACUACGGAGAUUUCCAUACCUACAGUUCCAUGAGGAAAGCAAGAACAUUCAUCUGCAAGCCCGACAACAGCUGCCAGGGAAAAGGGAUCUUCAUAACCCACCACCCAGAGGACAUCAAGCAUGGGGAACGCAUGAUCUGUCAGCAGUACAUCUCUGAGCCCUUCCUCAUCGAUGGCUUCAAGUUUGACAUGCGCAUCUACGUGCUGGUCACAUCCUGUGACCCACUGAGGAUUUUUCUCUACAAGGAGGGCCUGGCCCGGUUUGCCACCAUGAGGUACAUCGAUCGCAGCACGAGAAACCUGGGUGACCUCUGCAUGCACCUGACCAAUUAUGCAAUCAACAAACACAAUGAGAACUUCGUCGAGGACGACACGGUGGGCAGCAAGAGGAAGCUGUCCACCCUGAAUGCCUGGAUGGCAGAGCACAGCUAUGACACAUCAAAGCUCUGGGCAGAUAUUGAUGACAUUGUUAUAAAGACGCUGAUUUCAGCUCACCCUGUGCUGAAACACAAUUACCAGAGCUGCUUCUCCAACCACCCUACUGGCUGCGCCUGCUUUGAAAUCCUGGGCUUUGACAUUUUGCUGGAUAGAAGGCUGAAGCCAUGGCUGCUGGAGGUGAACCACUCUCCCAGCUUCAGCACGGAUUCUCAGCUGGACCACGAGGUGAAGGAUGCCCUUCUGUGUGACACCUUCAACCUGAUCAACGUGCACGCCUGCGACAGGAGGAAGGUGCUGGAGGAAGACAAGCGGCGGGUAAAGGAACGGCUCCUUCAGGCCAACCAGACUCUCCGUGAGUCCAGGCGCAGGGAGCAGGAGAGCAGCCAGGCUGCCUGGCUGGCACAGGCUGAGACCUACGAGAACGAGCACCUGGGGGGGUUCCGACGCAUCUACCCAGCACCUGGGACAGAGAAGUACGAGCCAUUCUUCCAGCAGAGCAGGUCCCUCUUCCAGGAAACAGCAUCAUCCAAGGCACGAGAAGAGCAUGCCAGGCAGCACCUGGAGGAGAUUCGCCUGAAAAAUGAAAAGCUGGAAGCUGCCACCAGGAAGAAGAAAACAGAGAGGAUCCAGAAUAAAAGCACAGCUCCUACAAUCCACCUCUCCCACAGAAGCACCAAGUCAUGGGAUAGAAAGCGCAUACAGUACAACUCCAUGCAGCCCCAGGAUAUUGUGGAACAUGAAGAGAAGAGGAGAGUGAAUUCUCUGCUGCGGCGUGAGAAGCUGAUCCGAAAACUGGGCAUCAUCGACCAGCUUUCCCGGCUGCUCCUCACACCAGACACCCAGGAACCCUGUGCCCUCCAGAACCAGCUGCAGUUUCCCUGGGAUGUCGUUGAGAACCACAACACGGAUGAUGCAAUGAUGUUUAUCUCAUUCCUGGAAGUCCCAGCUCAGGACGGCCCUAGAGCCCAGGCCAGGCCACGGCCCAUCCCAGGCCCAGAUCCCAACGACAUGAAGACUCUCUGCGUUCAGGGCAGGAGUGUCCUGUACCACGCACGGCACGAGGGCUCCCGGGCACUGGGCGGGGGCUGGCUGCAGGGCCAGGCCGCGGGGGCAGCCAUCACCCAGCCCUGUGUCCACCCUAAGAGGCAGCAGCUGAGAGAACAGCAGCUGAGAGAAGAGCAGCCCCCUGAGACCAGAACCCAGGCUGAAGGCUGUAAGUACACAUCACCUUCCUGUGGAUGCUCCUGGCCUUACCAGGGUGAGAGGAACGGGUGGGCUGGAUGGAGCUCUCAGGGAUGCUGGGACACUGCAAAAGAGUCACUAUGCUCUGCCUGGGACACUGGCAACCACUGGAAGUCUCUGUCUGAGGCUUGGAGCAUCCCAUUUGCAGGGACAGGGAAGUACCAUGGGUGGUUUCCCAGGAUCAAGGGUUGAUGUGCAGACAGGGGGAGUGUGAGAAGCCAGGAAGGUCAAAGGGGUGCAUUAACUCCUGGAGGUCAGAGGGGACAUGGUGACACAGCACAGACCCCAGUCUCUUCCCAGGCCUCCCUCCCACCACACCGCUCCCUGCCCAUGUUCUCACCCUCCAUCCUCGCCCUGCCUGGCUCCCCAGCAUCAGCUUCAUCCACUUUGCAGCCUUAGGACCAGGGGAGCAGGGCUAGAGGAGGGGCUGCCAGGACCAAGCCCCACUGGGAAGGGCAGUGGGGACUGCUG
Molecule: messenger RNA, 2709 nt
Organism: Sturnus vulgaris (Common starling)
Lineage: Eukaryota; Metazoa; Chordata; Aves; Passeriformes; Sturnidae
Source: RefSeq, a predicted model, not a curated record